CGUGACGUCUCGCUAACUUCAUUUAACCCACAAAGCCCGCAGCGUACUGUAGUAAGAAAGAUGCUCGAGUAUUAAAUACGUGCAAAUUCAUAUUUCUUCAGCUUUUGGAUUCAUUGUCGCAUGACGAUCGUUUUAAAUGCUUUGAUGGUGAUACUUGGAAAGAAAGCGUGGUAAGAAAAUGGGAGGGAGUUGUAGGAAGCGCUGUUGUGAAAGUGGAAAGUGUAACUUGCCGUGCAUACAGUGUUUUGACGGAGGAAUCCUAAAGCAAGAAAUAAAUCUCGAAAUCGGACCUUAAGGACUUCGGCCUGUUGGAUUGAAGGAGGGGUUGGUUCGAAGCUCGAGAGGGUAUCAAUAGUGGGUCAACGGGGCUGUAAAAGGACUAAAGGUUGGAAAAAUAUUUGAAGCCAAGUGCAAUUGGGAUCUGACGUUUCCUGAAAGAUUACGUUCUACAGCAGAUGGUGGAGAAUCUAUGCAUCGAGCUUUGCUCUGUCAAGUUUUAAAAUUAUUUGUUUUCAUGGGUUUAUGUAAAGAGAUUAUGUUCAAGACAUGACUUUUGUAUGGAAAACUGGCAAAAUAGAGAGACGCUGAAACGCAUGCCAGUGAGAACUGGGAUUCACAGGUUGUUUCGCUGGUCAGACCUCUGAGACGUUUCCGAUUGUUCUGCGGCGAUGUAAACGAUUUAUUGCAAUAUAUGAAGCAGAAUGGGAUCUCAAAGAAACGGUUUUAAGAAGGAAAUGUACGUUCUUUCUGUGGAUGUGGGUACAACGACUAUCCGAGGGCAUGUCUACGACAAAAAAGCGCACAUACAAGGUUCCUGCAGGAAAAAGGUCAGCCUUCUUUACCCCAAUCCUGGAUGGGUGGAGAUGGAACCUGAGGAGCUCUGGGAGCAGUUUGUCGCUGUGGUACAAGGAGCUGUGGACAAUGCAGGUUUACAGAUGAGUCAGAUCUCAGCCCUGGGGAUUUCGACACAGAGAGCGACGUUCACCACAUGGAGCAGGAAAACAGGAGUGCCAUUUCACAAUUUUAUCACCUGGCAAGACUUGAGGGCCACGGAACUCGUCAGGAUGUGGAACCAGUCUUAUGUUAUGAAGGCAGUCCAUUGGGUGACGAAAAUGUUACACUUCCUCACCAGGCAGAAGCGUUUCCUGGCUGCAAGCCUUGUUGUGUUUUCUACACAACACGUCACAUUCCGCUUGGCCUGGGUUCUCCAAAACAUAAAAGAGUUACAAGAAGCCGUUGAAGAAGACGAUUGCUUCUUCGGGACAAUUGACACCUGGCUGCUGUACAGACUUACCAAAGGUGCUGUUCAUGCUACAGAUUAUUCCAAUGCAAGUAGCACAGGAAUGUUUGAUUCUUAUCAGAUGUGCUGGAGUCGCUUUCUCUGCUCUCUCGUUUCCUUGCCGGUCUCCAUCUUCCCCACCGUCGAGAAUACUGGUCACAGAUUCGGCUCAGCUGAUCCCAGCAUCUUUGGUGUUCCAAUACCUAUAAUGUCUAUUGUGGCAGAUCAACAGGCUGCGAUGUUUGGUGAAUGCUGCUUUGACAGAGGUGAUGUGAAGAUCACCAUGGGAACAGGAACAUUUAUGGACAUCAACACUGGGAACAAGCCUCAUACCUCCAUGGCUGGAUUGUAUCCAUUAGUGGGUUGGAAAAUUGGCCCAGAAUUGAUCUAUUUAGCUGAGGGAAAUGCAGCCGACACAGGAAGUGCCAUUAAAUGGGCACAAGAGCUGGAGCUGUUCUCUGAUGUGAAGGCAACAGAUGCAAUGGCAAACAGUGUAGAGGACUCUGACGGAGUGUGUUUUGUUCCAUCCUUCAGUGGCUUGCAGGCUCCCAUUAAUGACCCCAAAGCAUGUGCCUCUUUCAUGGGCUUGAAACCGUCAACAACUAAAAGCCAUCUCGUCCGAGCUAUACUGGAAUCCAUAGCCUUCAGGAACAAGCAACUCUAUGAUGUUAUGCUACAAGAGAUGCACAUUCCAAUUACAAAUAUAAGGGUGGACGGAGGUGUGUCCAGCAACAACUUUAUCAUACAGCUGACAGCAGACCUCAUUUGCAAGAAGAUUGGCAGGCCCAGACACAUCGAUAUGUCCAGUCUCGGGGCCGCAUACAUUGCCGGGCUUGGAAUUGGUUUCUGGAAGAGCAAGGAAGACUUGAAGAAUCUGAAAUGCUUGGAAAAGGUCUUUGUCCCUCGGAAUGUUUCUCAGGACUAUAAUCCCAUCAUGGAAAACUGGGAGAAAGCUCUGAUGCGAUCAAUGCACUGGUACAGCAAACGAUAAUUAAUAACCGGGGAGCCUUCGGUUUUAAGUCUAUAAUCAACUUGGAACUUAAAUCCACAGAUGAGACAACUUCAGCCUUUGGCACCUGAUGACCACUAAUCUUAGUUUAAUAUUCUUUCCUAAAAAAAGCCUUAGUCAUUUGUUAAUUUCAUUCACGCCCACCCCAACUCCCCCAGUUUGGAACCUCCAAUUGUUAAUCAGCUCAGGUUUUCUUCUACAUUCCUCUUGCCAGCAUGUGCUGGAAUGAAGGCUGUUUGUGUGCUUUCCUUCCAGCAUGAACAUGUCAGAGCCAUCCGCUGUGUUUCAGAGUGCAUGUUCAACAGUGCCUUAACAAGAGAGUUAGCGUUGGUUGGAGAAGUGAUGGGGUAACGGGGGGGUGGCAGUUAAUUACAGUAAUGCUGCUGUCCUCGCAGCUCCAGGGACCUGGAUCAUCUGUCUGUGUGGAGCUUGCAUGUUCUCAUGUGGCCAUGUGGGGUUUUGCGGAGUGCUGCAGGUCCCUUCCACUUGCCAAACACACACUGGCUAGAUUUGAUAGACUAUUCUAAACAGUUGCUUUAUCUGUGGACCUGUGAUAGACAGGGAUCCAUGGCAGGGGGAGAGAGGUUCAUCUCUCUCUGUCCUGCCUUCUAGGCUGCUAGAAUAGGCUCUGGCUUUCCAUGGCUAUCAUCUGGAUGAGAACAGCUUCCUUAUGAUGGACAGAGGAGUGUCUGCUGGGCACUUUUAUGAGACAAACCGAGUGGACUUGUACAUGGCCAGACACUCUAGGACUUGCUCAGUUAUGCAUCACCGCUUGGAGAAUCCCUGUCACAAUCAGCUAAUGAUAUCGUCCAGACCUGAACUGGCAGAGCGUGGGGUACAGAUAUUAAGCUGUCCUACAAAUGAAUUCCUGUCUAAUUCCUGACAGAGCCUGUCACAGCACCUUGUUCCAGGUAUCAGGCCACAGAACGAACCUAUCACAAAAACAAAAUGUGCUGCUGCAUGAUUUUACUGAGGCAUUAAAGUAAAAUGAUUCAAUAUGUAUUAUUCUCAUGAAGGUUCCCAAGUAUUAGAAUACAUUGGGUGUAAAAAGAUGAUGUAUUGAGUGAUUACAAGGGAAUAUUACAUGAAGCUCUUCUGAAGAAUGCCAGGGUACAUGAUUUCAUGCGAACAAAAAAGUAAGUUAUAAAAGCUUUAUUUCAUGGCUGAUUCAAAAAAGACGUCAAGAUAUUUUCUUUACAUAUCCUGUUUAUUUUCUCGACCUGUUCUGAUCUGUGUUACUUUUAUAUUGGGGAGCAUAACUAACUAUACACUAUUUGCAAUGUAUGUGUUAAUGGGAGUGAUAUGAAGAAUGAGUAUCCCUUAUGAAUGUAAACAGACCAGCUAGUCCUUAAUAGAAAGAUUUGCCCUUUUGCCUAAUAUACUGUAAGUAAUAUGAUGUAUUUUUAUAUUUAUGCAGAAAUUAGGUGUCAUAAUAAUUCCAAAUGCUUCUCUCUUUAAUGAUGAUCAAAAAUUAUUUUUAACUGUGACAUACUGGCCAAAAUGAGGCCUGCACUUUCCCUUUUUUUUUAAUUAAAUGCUGUCAUUUAAUUUAAAAAAAACACAUUUUCACUCUGUAUACCUCCCUGAGGAAAGCAGUCUCUUCUGUUCCUGUGUAGAAGUGUGGGUCUUUCUUGGUCCUUAAUCUGGAAGUGUGCCUUUUUGUAUUUCUGAGGUUUACAGAGCUGGAUGCAUUAGAUGCAUAGUAUCUAAACCAAACUGCUUUGUUUAUUGUUUUGAGGAGGGAAAUAUGCAUAACUUUCAAACGGCAGCUUCCUGAACUUGUCCAACAGGUUGUAACAGGCUGAAAUACUGCUUUGCUUGUGAAAGAGGGGCAGGUGCCACACACAGAGGAGAUAUUAUUUCAUGGGCUGCUUUUUCUUCUUCCUUCGCUAUAGUAGUAGUUGUCUUUGCUCUUUGUCUCACCAAAGGUAUUGUCUGUUAUAGAGCAGUUUAUAGAUGCAUUUUAUUUCAGGCUCAGGCUUAUGUGCCAAUAUGUAUAACCAUCCAUUUCCUAGAAUUUGUUAAAUAAUAAAUUCAAUGUUUACAGGAUCUAAUUGAACACAAACACUGGGUAUAAUUAAACUGUGAAAAUGUACUCCUUUUUAAAAAUAGUAUAUUUUUAACUGGAGUAUUUACAUGUUUAAUUUUGAAAUGGAAUGUUUUUUAAUUCCAAAUCAUGCAUUUUUAAACUGCACUUUUAUAGUACUACCUCUGUACUGCAUUUUGCUGUUUUAUCACUAACACCAAGAUUUGUAUUUGCCAUGACUAUUACUUUAUGAUCCCAAAUUUCUGGAGGCUUCAGUUUUUAUAGAAAUGACAAUCUUGUAUAGCAAGGUUAAUGUCAUUUAAUUUGGGGGAGAGGGGUUGCUACCUGAUUACAACACUGUAGAAACGUAUUUCAAAUUGUUUUUGUUUCCUACAGCUGCUAAAAUAUGACAUCAUCAAAACUUUAUGCAUUAAAACCAUUAAUAUACUGUAUAUUUAAAGUAAUUAUAAAUGACCUCUGU
This is a messenger RNA of Lepisosteus oculatus (spotted gar), 4795 nucleotides long. It is a transcript of the gene gk5, whose product is annotated as glycerol kinase 5. NCBI's taxonomy places the organism in Eukaryota, Metazoa, Chordata, Actinopteri, Semionotiformes, Lepisosteidae. Gene Ontology annotation, biological process: triglyceride metabolic process; phosphorylation; glycerol metabolic process. Gene Ontology annotation, molecular function: kinase activity; phosphotransferase activity, alcohol group as acceptor. The record is from RefSeq and is a predicted model, not a curated record. Gene Ontology annotation, cellular component: mitochondrion.